CACUCUGCUCAUUCUCAAUAUCCACACCAGGCCAUCACUUAUCUCAACACAAGCUUCAGGACAUGGCAACCUCGUCUCCGCAAGAACCACAAGCCAAAAGGCUAGAUGGCAAGGUAGCACUUAUAACCGGCGGCGCUAGCGGCAUAGGAGCGGCAACGGCCAAGCUAUUCGUCCAACAUGGUGCUAAGGUUACAAUUGCAGACAUCCAAGACUCCCUCGGCGUCUCCUUGGUUGGGGAACUGGGUCCCGAAAACGCCACGUUUCUGUAUUGCAACGUGGCCGUUGAGGUUGACGUCCAACGCGCGGUGGACGCGACGGUCGAAAAGUACGGUAAGCUCGACGUGGUCUUCAGCAACGCCGGCGUGAUGGGGAAGCCAAUUUCCAGCAUCUCGGAGGUAGACUACGGUGUUAUCAAGGACGUGUUUGAUGUGAACGUCUUCGGUGCAUUCUUCACGGCAAAACACGCCGCCAGGGUCAUGAUUCCGGCCAAGGCCGGCAGCAUUAUAUUCACGGCCAGCGCCGCCACGGCCGUGUACGGCGACGUUUCGCACAUCUACGCGACAUCGAAGAAUGCGGUUUUGGGUCUGUCCAAGAACUUGGGAGUCGAGCUGGGGCAACAUGGGAUACGAGUUAACGUUGUUUCUCCCUAUACUCUCAGUACCCCUUUGGCGUUGAAAACUCUGGGGAUUUCGGAAAAGGAAAAGGAAAAGGCGGAUGCGUUGUUUUCUGAAGCGGGGAAUCUCAAGGGAGCUUUGUUGGAGGAAGAAGAUGUGGCAAAGGCGACAUUGUAUUUAGCCAGCGAUGAUUCUAAGUAUGUGAGCGGCUUGAAUCUCAUCGUUGAUGGAGGUUAUAGCACCACCAAUGUCUCGUUAACAGAGACUUACAAGAAAUUGUUCAUAUGAAAUAAGAGAAUUGUGCA
Ipomoea triloba (trilobed morning glory) is the source of this 919-nucleotide messenger RNA. RefSeq names its product secoisolariciresinol dehydrogenase-like. The record is from RefSeq and is a predicted model, not a curated record. Bases 63 to 902 code for a protein of 279 amino acids. The transcript has 2 exons. Lineage: Eukaryota; Viridiplantae; Streptophyta; Magnoliopsida; Solanales; Convolvulaceae. Gene Ontology annotation, molecular function: oxidoreductase activity.